This is a messenger RNA of Talpa occidentalis (Iberian mole), 1619 nucleotides long. Its product is annotated as keratin, type II cytoskeletal 71. Lineage: Eukaryota; Metazoa; Chordata; Mammalia; Eulipotyphla; Talpidae. Gene Ontology annotation, molecular function: structural constituent of skin epidermis. Bases 54 to 1619 code for a protein of 521 amino acids. The transcript is spliced from 9 exons. Gene Ontology annotation, cellular component: keratin filament. Gene Ontology annotation, biological process: intermediate filament organization; keratinization. The record is from RefSeq and is a predicted model, not a curated record.
UGGGAACUGACCUCCGUCCCUUCUGCACCUUCUGCUUCAUCUCCUCCAGCAACAUGAGCCGCCAAUUCACCUGCAAGUCGGGAGCUGCCACCAAGGGGGGCUUCAGUGGCUGCUCGGCCGUGCUCUCAGGGGGCAGCUCGUCCUCCUACCGGGCAGGAGGCAAAGGGCUCAGCGGGGGCUUUGGCAGCCGGAGCCUCUACAGCCUGGGGGGCAUCCGGACCAUCUCCCUCAACAUGGCCGGUGGCAGCGGGAAGAGUGGUUUCGGGUUUGGCCGGGGCCGGGCCAGCGGCUUUGCGGGCAGCAUGUUUGGCAGCGUGGCCCUGGGGCCCUCGUGUCCAACCGUGUGCCCUCCAGGGGGCAUCCACCAAGUCACUGUCAACGAGAGCCUCCUGGCCCCCCUCAACGUGGAGCUGGACCCCGAGAUCCAGAAGGUGCGCGCCCAGGAGCGGGAGCAGAUCAAGGCUCUGAACAACAAGUUCGCCUCCUUCAUCGACAAGGUGCGGUUCCUGGAGCAGCAGAACCAGGUGCUGGAGACCAAGUGGGAGCUGCUGCAGCAGCUGGACCUCAACAACUGCAAGAACAACCUGGAGCCCAUCCUCGAGGGCUACAUCAGCAACCUGCGCAAGCAGCUGGAGACGCUGUCCGGGGACAGGGUGAGGCUGGACUCGGAGCUGCGGAACACGCGGGACGUGGUGGAGGACUACAAGAAGAGGUAUGAAGAGGAAAUCAACAAGCGGGCAGCUGCGGAGAACGACUUUGUGCUGCUUAAGAAGGAUGUGGAUGCGGCUUACGUCAGUAAAGUGGAACUGCAGGCCAAGGUGGACUUCAUGAACCAGGAGGUCAAUUUCUUGAAGUGUCUCUACGAAGGAGAGAUUGCUCAGAUCCAGUCCCACAUCAGUGACAUGUCCGUCAUCCUGUCCAUGGACAACAACCGUGAUCUGAACCUGGACAGCAUCAUCGACGAGGUCCGCAACCAGUACGAGGAUAUUGCCCUGAAGAGCAAGGCUGAGGCCGAGGCCCUCUACCAGACCAAGUUCCAAGAGCUGCAGCUGGCAGCCGGCCGGCAUGGGGACGACCUCAAGAACACCAAGAAUGAAAUCUCCGAGCUCACCCGGCUCAUCCAGAGGCUGCGCUCAGAGAUUGAGAACGUGAAGAAGCAGGCCUCCAACCUGGAGACGGCCAUCGCCGAUGCCGAGCAGCGAGGGGACAGCGCCCUGAAGGAUGCCCGGGCCAAGCUGGACGAACUGGAGGGUGCCCUGCACCAGAGCAAGGAGGAGCUGGCCCGGAUGCUGCGGGAGCACCAGGAGCUCAUGAGCCUGAAGCUGGCCCUGGACAUGGAGAUUGCCACCUACCGCAAGCUGCUGGAGGGCGAGGAGUGCAGGAUGUCAGGAGAAUUUCCCUCCCCUGUCAGCAUCUCCAUCAUCAGCAGCACCAGUGGCAACGGCUUCCGGCCCAGCUCCGUCAGCGGCGGCUACGUGGCCAACAGCACCAGCUGCAUCUCUGGCGUGUGCAGCGUCCGCGGUGGGGAGGGCCGGAGCCGGGGCGGUGCCAGCGACUACAAGGAUACCCUGGGGAAGGGCUCCAGUCUGAGCGCCCCCUCCAAGAAAGCCAGUCGGUAG